Myotis davidii is the source of this 3394-nucleotide messenger RNA. RefSeq lists its product as uncharacterized. Gene Ontology annotation, biological process: signal transduction. The transcript is spliced from 10 exons. The record is from RefSeq and is a predicted model, not a curated record. Bases 53 to 3394 code for a protein of 1113 amino acids. Gene Ontology annotation, cellular component: nucleus. Gene Ontology annotation, molecular function: poly(A) RNA polymerase activity; RNA binding. Lineage: Eukaryota; Metazoa; Chordata; Mammalia; Chiroptera; Vespertilionidae.
GGCCGCCUCCCCAGCUGUGAGCCGCAGCCUCGCCCGUGAAGACGGGCCCACCAUGUUCUAUGGGACCCACUUCAUCAUGUCUCCGCCCGCCAAGAGCAAGCUGAAGCGGCAGGGCCAGCUGCUGUCCAGCGUGCUGUCUCGCACGCUGAGCUACAAGUACCGCGACCUGGACGCCACCUUCGCCGACCUGGGUGCCAGCGACGACCCGGCGGAGCUCUCCACUCAGCUCUCAGCGCCCGGGGUCCUCAAGGUGUUCGGGGACAGCGUGUGCACGGGCGCCCACUACAAGAGCGUGCUGGCCACCUGCCGGUCCAGCGCCCAGGAGCUGGUGCGGGAGGCCCUGGAGCGCUACUCCCUGAGCCCCGAUGGCGCCGGCCAGUACGUGCUGUGCGACGUGGUGGGCCAGGCCGGCGACUCGGAGCGCUUAGCCGCCCCCAAGGAGACAGACUGCGUACUGACCCAGAAAUUAAUUGAAACCCUGAAGCCCUUUGGGGUUUUGGAAGAGGAAGAGGAACUGCAGCGCAGGAUUUUAAUUUUGGAAAAAUUAAAUAAUCUGGUAAAGGAAUGGAUUCGAGAGAUCAGUGAAAGCAAAAGUCUCCCACCCGCUGUGAUUGAGAACGUCGGCGGCAAAAUCUUCACGUUCGGCUCCUACCGGCUAGGGGUGCACACCAAGGGCGCCGACAUCGACGCGCUGUGCGUCGCGCCGAGGCAUGUGGACCGCAGCGACUUCUUCACUUCCUUCUACGACAAGUUGAAACUACACGAGGAAGUCAAGGACUUACGGGCGGUGGAGGAGGCGUUUGUCCCCGUGAUCCGACUGUGUUUUGAUGGGAUCGAGAUUGAUAUUUUGUUUGCAAGAUUAGCACUGCAGACUAUUCCAGAAGACUUGGACCUAAGAGAUGACAGUCUGCUUAAAAAUUUAGAUAUUAGAUGCAUAAGAAGCCUUAAUGGUUGCCGGGUAACCGAUGAAAUCUUACAUCUAGUACCGAACAUUGACAACUUCCGGUUAACUCUCAGAGCUAUCAAGCUGUGGGCCAAAUGCCACAACAUCUACUCCAAUAUAUUAGGGUUCCUGGGAGGCGUUUCCUGGGCCAUGCUUGUAGCAAGAACCUGCCAGCUGUAUCCAAACGCAGUGGCAUCAACCCUUGUCCGUAAAUUUUUCUUAGUGUUUUCUGAAUGGGAGUGGCCAAAUCCAGUGCUACUGAAAGAGCCUGAAGAACAAAACCUUAAUCUGCCUGUAUGGGACCCAAGAGUGAACCCCAGCGACAGGUACCACCUGAUGCCUAUAAUCACACCGGCAUACCCACAGCAGAACUCCACCUACAACGUGUCCGUGUCCACGAGGAUGGUCAUGAUUGAGGAGUUUAAACAAGGUCUUGCUGUCACACAUGAGAUCUUGCUAAGUAAGGCAGAGUGGUCCAAACUGUUUGAAGCUCCAAGCUUCUUUCAAAAGUAUAAGCAUUAUAUUGUACUUCUAGCAAGUGCACCAACAGAAAAGCAGCGUCUAGAAUGGGUGGGCUUGGUGGAAUCAAAAAUCCGAAUCCUGGUGGGCAGCUUGGAGAAGAAUGAAUUUAUUACACUGGCUCACGUGAAUCCUCAGUCAUUUCCAGCACCCAAAGGAAAUCCUGACAAGGAAGAAUUUUCCACAAUGAGUGUGGCUGUUAGACCCGCGGUCGCCAACCUGUCGGACCGCAUGGACCACCCAUUGGCUUCCGCUGGUUUAGGCCUCACGCAUGGAAUUGGGCAGAGCUUGUCCUGCUGUGAUCGGCUCAUUUCGCUGGUGCCAAGUCCUGCAGGGGGCCCUUCUCUCGUGAAGAUCGCAGUUCUUGCUCGUGUCCCUGAAGGCGUGUCCCUGGGAGGGCGGUGCCCGCUAACUGUGUCUCUCCGCAGCCAGGAGCCCGUGACGGCGGCCGGCUCCUGCCUGGCCGGCCUGCUGCCCGAGCUGCGGCACGUGCUGCUGUGGAUGGCCAACGCCGUGGAGCUCCUGUACUUCGUGCAGCAGCAGGGCCCCGUGUACAUGCAGGGCCUGGAGCAGGGGCCCGACGCCACAGGCUCCACGGAGUCCGUGUUCUCCUGCGCGCUCUCGGCCAGCGAGGAGGCCAUGGCGGAGCUGGAGGAGGUGAUCCUGUACGCCUUCCAGCAGUGCGUGUACUACGUCUCCAAGUCCCUGUACGUCUGCCUCCCGGCCCUGCUGGAGUGCCCCCCCUUCCAGACGGAGCCCCGGGAGAGCUGGUGCCAGGCCCCCCAGCUGCCCGAGGAGCUGCGCCGCGUCGUGUCCAUCUACCAGGCCACGCUGGACCUCCUGCGGCAGGCCCAGGUGCACCCCGAGAUUGUGUCCCAGGUGCUGGCCUACCUCUUCUUCUUCUCCAGCACCCUGCUCUUCAACCAGCUCCUGGACAAGGGUGAGGCUGGGCGGGGCUGCGUUCCUGUGAGAAACGUGUGUCCUCCCAGAGCGGCAGGCCGAGCCCUCGGGCGUCCUGACCCGGGGUCUAUGCCGAUGCGAUGUGCGGGGUUCCGCAGGGAGAGGCCCGGGGCAGGGAGUCCGCACGGUGUCUCGGUGUCUCGUAGGGGCAGGCGCUCUGUCAGUGUUGGCGUGGGGCCCUCAGGCCUUUCCUGGUUCCUGUGUCCCCACAGCCCCCAGCCCCUGGGAAACAGGAGGGAACAGGCUGAGAGAAGUGAAGUAAUCUUGACUCCACCUCCCUGCCCCCCAAAGUCCUCACUGCAGACAUUCCUCUGUUGCCCCGCCCGGAGGCUCAGGGCGCUGUGGGCACGGGGACAUGAACGCAGGGACAAGCCCCAGCACUUGGGGUCACUGUCGUGGGUUUCCCAGGCUCAGCGGGGUCUGGGCAGGGCCUGGGGGGGGAGCACGGGGCUCGCUGUAGACUUGGACCAUGUCCCUUCAAUGACUGUCAUAGCCCCUCCCUCCGUCUUCACCCCCCACCUCCCAUGCUCACACCACCCCUCCAGAGGGGGCGCGGGCUUCGGGGAGGCCGGGGAGCACUUUUUCCGGAAGCUGUCCUGCACCCUCAACCUGCUGGCCACUCCCCGCGCCCAGCUCAUCCAGAUGAGCUGGGCGAGCCUGCAGGCCGCAUUCCCUGCCCUGAGCCCCGCGCAGCUGCACCGGCUCCUCACCCAGUACCAGCUGGCCUCGGCCAUGGGCCCCAUGAGCGUCUGGGAGCCGGGCGCCCAGGACCGCCCCGAGGCCUUCGACUCAGAGGACGUGCUCGAGUCCUACGAGAACCCCCCGCCCAUCGUCCUGCCCAGCGAGGGCUUCCAGGUGGACCUGGAGGCGGACUGCCCGGACGACAGCGUCUACCAGCACCUGCUCUACCUGCGCCACUUCCUGUGGGGCCUCAGGCCCCGGGAGGACGGGCGGGCGAUGCAGGACGGUUGA